AUGGCGCCCAGCAACUUUGUCAAACAUCUUCGGCUUCACGCUGUCGAGAUCUCCGGAGAAGCUGUUGGAACAUUCUUGUUCCUGUUGAUGGCACUGUCGGCUGCCCAAGUCGCCAACUCUGAUACUUCACAUGCUGGAGAUGACAUCCACCCUGGGGAUAUUAAUCUCACACAGCUUCUGUAUAUCAGCUUGGCAUUUGGAUUCUCCCUUGCUGUCAACGUCUCCAUCUUUGCCAGAGUCAGCGGAGGGCUCUUCAACCCGGCCGUCACCCUUGGAAUGUGCCUCAUCGGCAAAGUCACAUGGAUCAAGGGUAUUUUCUUGACCGGCGGGCAGAUCUUGGGAGGUGUUGUCGCCUCGGCUGUGGUCAAGGGCAUCUUCCCAGGCACCUACGUCGUUCAGACCAAGCUUGGCCAUGACGCUUCUGUCGCCCAGGGCCUGCUCAUCGAGACUUUCCUCACCAUGCAGUUGAUGCUCGCAAUCUACUUCAUGGCUGUUGAGAAGCACGAAGGCAACGCGUUGGCUGCCCUUGUUAUUGGAUUUGCUCUCUUCGUUGCUGAGUUGCCCGGUAUCUACUAUACUGGUGGUUCCCUCAACCCGGCCAGAACCUUCGGCCCCGACCUCAUUACGCUCGACUUCGGUGCCACGCACUGGAUUUACUGGGUUGGCCCAUUUUUGGGCGCCACGCUGGCUGCCGUCUUCUACAAGUUUAUCAAGUUCUUGCAGGCUGAGGCUGCUGAGAACAGUGAUGACACUGAGAGGCAGCCUCUUCUGUCAUAA
This is a messenger RNA of Diaporthe amygdali, 777 nucleotides long. RefSeq names its product major intrinsic protein. Gene Ontology annotation, biological process: transmembrane transport. Gene Ontology annotation, cellular component: plasma membrane. The record is from RefSeq and is a predicted model, not a curated record. The coding region runs from base 1 to 777 and encodes 258 amino acids. Gene Ontology annotation, molecular function: water channel activity. The transcript is spliced from 3 exons. Lineage: Eukaryota; Fungi; Ascomycota; Sordariomycetes; Diaporthales; Diaporthaceae.